UAUAUAAGUUUUGCUAUCAUGAAUUUGCAUGCAAUGAUCUUGUAUAUGAAAUCCUUUACUAUAGUAAGUACUAUAGCAAUUAGACAUUAUCAUACAAUAUUUUUGCAUUACCUUUUGUAAUUUCAUGGCUCAUCAAAAGGUAAAAAUCAUAGAGCAAUGCAAUGUUUCUCCCCCACCAAGCACCGUUCCCUCAACUUCUCUUCCUCUAACCUUCUUUGACAUUCCUUGGGUUACCUGUGGCCCAGUGCAAAGCAUUUUCUUCUAUGACUUUCCCUUCUCUUGUCACCACUUCUUGCAAACGGUGCUUCCCACUCUCAAAUACUCUCUUUCCCUAACCCUAAAACACUUUUUCCCUUUUGCUGGAAAUCUUGUGUUUCCUACUCGACCCCACUUCCCUCACAUCCUCUACUCGGAAGGUGACUCACUCUCCUUCACCAUUGCUGAGUCCAAUGCAGUGUUUCCAUGCCUCAUAGGUGACACUGCAAGAGAUGUUAGAGACUUGCACCCUUGUGUUCCUGUGUUGCCUACCCCUAGUGACAAAGAAGAUGGCACAUGGUUCUUCCCUCUUAUGGCUAUUCAACUCACCAUUUUUCCCAACCAAGGGUUCAGCAUUUGCAUGAGUUUAAGACACGUUGUGGAUGGAAGAGCAUUUCAUCAUUUCAUGAAAUCGUGGGCUUAUAUUUGUAGGAGCACAACAUGUGGUGGUGGUGACUUGGCAUCGUCCCUUGAAGGCUCUCAUGCUUUGCCGUUUCACAAUAGGGACAUCAUUGAAGAUCCCAAAGGGCUUAAAAUCACACUUUUGGAGGAGUUAUGGAAUUUGCCUCGAGAAAACAUGAAAAAACUCAUAGAUCGAUCCAUCACUAAUGUUGUCAUUAAUAACAAUGAAAAAGUUCGUGCUGUGUUCAUCUUGAACCGUGACCAUAUAGAGAAACUAAAGAAAUGGGUGUAUAGUGAGUGCAAGAGAAAUGGGUUUGACUUUGAGUCAUUGCACGUAUCAACCUUUGUGGUGACAAGUGCUUUGAUGUGGGUUUGUAAGGUUCAAUCAGAAGUGACCAAUCCUAUACCUAAUAAUGAUGAAAUAUACAAAUUGGCAUUUCUAGCCGAUUGUCGUAACCGUCUUGAGUUUUCAAUCCCUUCUACUUAUUUUGGAAAUUGUGUUGUUGGUCACAUGGCAUCACUCAAGAGGAGCAAGUUGGUGGGAGGAAAUGGGAUUGUUGAGGCAGCUAUUGCUAUUGGAAGGGAAGUUAGGGAAUUUCAGUUUGAUGCUUUGAAAGGGGUUGAAAGGUGUAUGGUUGAUGCUAAAGAAAUAGGACAAUUGGGACAACAUGUGGCAAUUACAGGGUCACCAAAGCUGGGCGCAUAUGCCAUUGAUUUUGGAUUGGGAAAGCCUAAAAAGUGUGAAAUACUUCAUAUAGAACACUCAGGAUCUAUUUCUCUUUCAGAUUGCAGGGAUGAUGAAGGUGGAGUGGAAGUUGGACUAGUACUUGGAAGGGUUCAAAUGGCUGAUUUUUCUACUAUCUUGAAAGAUUAUCUUGAAAAUGUUGCUAGUAGUGACUAGGAAGUUCCAUUUAUAUUUAUAAAACGAUUUCCACAUGGAUUUUUAUCUAAUGAUUAU
Cajanus cajan (pigeon pea) is the source of this 1615-nucleotide messenger RNA. Lineage: Eukaryota; Viridiplantae; Streptophyta; Magnoliopsida; Fabales; Fabaceae. The record is from RefSeq and is a predicted model, not a curated record.